Molecule: messenger RNA, 1570 nt
Organism: Psylliodes chrysocephalus
Lineage: Eukaryota; Metazoa; Arthropoda; Insecta; Coleoptera; Chrysomelidae
Source: the annotation of a GenBank genome assembly
CUCGGCAUUGUUGGAUAUGCGGAAAAAAUGGAGGAGCUGAUUGUCUGCAGGACUCGAUCAGCUCAUUGCAUGUCAAAAAAAAAGAAGAACUCUAACCUAACCAAAAAAGUUAAAAAGCCGAAAAUUCAAACAAAUAGUUCCUAAAUUUUCUUUUUAUCAAAAUAUUUAUGUUGUUUUUGAGCCAUGACUUGUAUAUACAAUAAAAAUCUAACAUUACAGAUCCAUGAUCGCUGUGGAUUAUCUGAAAAUAGGAUUGUUAACUUGAUUUUAAUUAACAGUCAAGAAUCUCUGCAAAUUAAAAUGCGGGACCCUUCUGAAUAUACUUUUAAUUACAAUGAAACUAUUGAUUUAGGCGAUUAUGAAAUACUCAGAGCUAAACAAAAUUUGGAUAUUAACUUUAAUGAAUUUAAAAGUAAUCUUUUGGAAAUGUUACAGCAAGUCCAAAAGAAAGAGAUGUUUUUGAGAUGUGAUUCUUCAGAAAAAACGUGCACGUUAGUAUUUUACAAUAAAUCCAAAAUUAAAUCCAUUAUUUAUUUAACACUAGAUCUACGUCCUACAGCACAAAAGGAAAUUCUGAGUGAGGUUUUGAAUAAUAUGCAAUUUUUAAAGGAAUCCAACGAAAGACUUCAACUUCAGGUUUCAAAUAUGAAAAAAAUUGUAACCGAAAAGGAUAGAGAAAUAAAACUUUCAUACUGCUACAGAUCACAGAUGGAAUCUCAAUUUUAUGAAAUUUUAAAAGAAGUGGAAAACAGCAUAAUCAGCAAAUCAAAAGAUAUGGAAUGCCUUUUGGUAACAAAAAUAAGAAAUAAUAUGCAAAAAGUUGCUUCUCUCUUAGAAGAAGUAAAUACUUUAAAGAGAAAAACUACUUUAAAGAAUGAUUCAACUAGAAGACUCUUAAAGAACGUCGAAAAUUUAAAAUUAGAAAAUAACAAAAACAUGGUUACGGCGGAUCAGCUAAAACAAGAAAAUAGUGAACUACACAAAGCACAAAAUAAUUUGGAAAAGAAUUUGGCAAGUUUAAGAAACAUUUUAAAUGAAAGAGAUAUUUCAAAUAGAGAACUUCAGAAGAAAAAUGAAGAAUUAAAAUCUGAUAUGGAAAAAGCUACUAUUAUUAUAGCUCAAAAGAGUUCAAGCAUGGAUGAAUUACGUAAAGAUCUAAUACAAGCAAAUCAAAUGUUAGUUAAUUUCAAUAAUCACUAUGACCAAAAAGUCGAGACAAUCGAAAAUCUACAGGCAACAUUAGUUACCAAAAGUCAAAUUAUUGAAGAAGAAAAAUGUAAAAAUUAUGAACUUCAAAAGGAGUUUGAUGGGUAUAAAAUCGUUUUUAAUGCAGAAACUCAACAAAAAUUGAAAAACGAAUUAUUUUUGGCUCAAAAUAAAAUUGAUGAAUUGGAAAAAUCGAUCAGAAAUGUUAAGAAAAUAAAUUCCCUGCUUUCUGAAAAAGUUAAUCGGAUAGGAAUCUAGAAUUUUAAUAUAUAUGUUUAUUGUUAGCCACAUAAUUUGUAUUUUUGUAUUUAGUGCUGAAUAGUAUUUUUUUUAUAUUUCCAAUAUUUUUAAAAGAAAAAUAAUU